Messenger RNA from Enterobius vermicularis (human pinworm), 1071 nucleotides. The record is from the annotation of a GenBank genome assembly. Lineage: Eukaryota; Metazoa; Nematoda; Chromadorea; Rhabditida; Oxyuridae.
AUGUACAGUGAAGAUAUUGCUCCGACAGAACCGGAGUCGGCGGACCGUGGCCAGCUUUCUUCAGAUUCGCGUGUCAGUCCAAAACUGAUUAACCGUUCUAGGAAGCUUCCAGAAGCUCAGCAGUUGUUGUUGUCUCCGUCUUUUCCAGAACAUAUCAAGAAAAUGAGACACUGCGUAGAAGAGAACUACAGGGUAAUUCAGCUGAUUAUUUCUCAUGGGUCAGCAAUGUUUGGUGACACAUGUCGUAUGAGAGAAGCUAUGAAACGAGCUCAGACAACUUGGUGCGUAUCUGAGCACUACAUGUCAAAGGUCCGAAGUACUUUAAAGCAGUUUGUUCGUGACUGGAGUAAUGAAGGAGCUUCAGAAAGGCGAGCAUGUUACAGUAACGUAACUGAAGCUUUGUGCGCUCACUUCCCAGAUAGAGAAACGAGACAUGAGGUUCAAGUUCUUGUUCCUGGUGCAGGAUUAGGUCGACUUGCUUGGAACUUUGUUCAAGAAGGGUUUUCAGUGCAGGGGAACGAAUUUUCUCUUUUUAUGUUGCUUGCUUCAAAUUUUAUUCUCAAUCAAGGUUUACAAGCAGGUGAAUUUACCAUUUAUCCAUAUGUUUUGGAAACUUGCAACAAUUGGUCUUACGAAGACCAGUUAAGGCCUGUUACAUUUCCCGAUGUUUCAUUAACCUCCGACCCGGAAGAUAGGCUUAAUACUUUUUCUAUGUGUGCUGGAGACUUUUUACAAGUAACGAAAGAUGAUGAUUUUCGUUGGUCUGCCGUUGUCACUGUCUUUUUUAUUGACACUGCCAUGAACGUUAUUGAAUAUAUUGAAACAAUUCACAGGAUUUUAAAAGACGGUGGGAUAUGGAUUAACUUUGGACCUUUGACGUACCAUUUUUCUGAUACCGAUGGCGCACUUGAAUUACCCUAUGACGAAAUAAUCAAUCUGAUAAAAAAGAAAGGGUUCAGAUUUGAAGAGGAUAGACGUUCCGAAGCGGAUUUUAAAGCCCUGUACGCUUCAAAUCAGAAGUCCAUGCUGCAUUACGAAUACCACUGUGGUUUUUUCAAAUGUAUUAAAUAA